Molecule: messenger RNA, 741 nt
Organism: Linum trigynum
Lineage: Eukaryota; Viridiplantae; Streptophyta; Magnoliopsida; Malpighiales; Linaceae
Source: the annotation of a GenBank genome assembly
AUGAUGCUACAGAUGGGGGCAAUCACCCAACAACUUUUGGAGUUGAAGACUUCCACAAUCUCACCACCAGUAGCUGAAAUCUUUGAGUGUGAUUGGUGUGAUGGAAAAGAUCACAACAGUAUAGACUGUCGCAACUUUGGUCGAUCUCGCAAAGAAAAGAUUGACUACGUUGGACAGGGGUACCCACAAAAUCGUCAAGGAGGGUUCUUCAACAACAACAAUCGCCUCAACAACAACAACAACUAUCAACACCCAAGCGGAGCACCUGCUGCACUUAUUCGUCCACACUUUGGGCAAAAUCCUCCACAACAACCAUAUCCGAAUCAGCGGCCCCAACCAACUUACUAUAAUCCCAAUAAGGAUUUCGAUAAGAGGCCACAAAAUCAAGGCCCACCAGGCUAUCAAGCACGACCUCAAUAUCAGGGUCAAACUAGUGGAGCCUCUAACAACCAAAUUGAAGAUAUGAGCAGAGUUGAUAGGCUCGAGAAGCUCAUGUUGGGACAACAAGCAUCCAUCUCCAACAUUGAAUUACAAAUGACCAAUCUGGCCAAGAUGUUGAGUGAAAGACCCCCUGGCACUCUUCCCAGCAACACGGAGAAUAAUCCCAAGGAGCAACUAAAGGUUAUAACCCUUCGAAGUGGGAAGGAAAUCGAGCCCAUAUCCAUGAAGAUCACCAAACCAAGUCCACAUUCGCCAAAGAAGUCAGCCAAAAUAUGUCAUUAUGGAAGCCGACCUGCAUAA